This is a messenger RNA of Sinocyclocheilus grahami, 4514 nucleotides long. RefSeq names its product zinc finger protein 462-like. The record is from RefSeq and is a predicted model, not a curated record. Gene Ontology annotation, cellular component: nucleus. The transcript has 6 exons. Gene Ontology annotation, biological process: regulation of gene expression. Bases 1101 to 4514 code for a protein of 1137 amino acids. NCBI's taxonomy places the organism in Eukaryota, Metazoa, Chordata, Actinopteri, Cypriniformes, Cyprinidae.
GUAGCGUUGCACUAAACCCAUAUAACACUGGCCUUGACAUUGAGGCCUUUUCUUGCAGAAAUCACCAGCAGAAUGUGUUCUGGUGCGUGAGCCAGCCAAGGCUGAAGGUUUACUCUGGUUUGUGUUGAUGGCUUUCAGAUCUGCAGCGCUGGUACCGUGCUGUAUGACUGCUAAAUGCAUUCCUGUUGUUGAGUUCAUUCUAAUAUUCAUGUCCUUGCCACACAGAUCACAUUGAGAAUGACCCUUGAUGAAAGAAAAACAUGCUCGCUGUCUCUGUACAUGGCCUUUUACCGGAAAAACUACUUGGUAUUAUAGAGAAAAGCGGCGGUUGUGGUUGUAUAUGUAUUUUUGGACUUAAGGUUUACGUGAGGUUAGUGGUGAAUUAUUUUGAUUCAAAUCAUAUAUUCCAAACUUACUCAACCAAUUUUAGAUUUUAAUUUGAUUGGUUUAUGAACAUUUUCAGUGCAAUCUAAUGAAAUAUUGCAAUAUUCCCAAAUACAGCAGGGAUUUCUGCACAGACAAGCAUGUGUAUGUGCUGAAUUUGGCAGCUGUGCGAGUGUUAAUGAAAAAGUAUUGAUCAGGGAAGGAAUCAUACUUUGUUUCAGCUCAUUGAUUGAUGCGGUUGCCGGGUGCUCUUAGGUCACGGGGCAUAAUAAUGCCACCUCCAAGUGACGGCCCGCCCCAUAAUCCUUUGUGUUUGUACUGCAUCUCUAAAGCCCUGAGCGUUCCUCAUCCCUCAGCGGAUUCACUCUAUCUUAUUUCUUGAUGCAAUCUGAUGGAACAUGCUGAUGUAAAUACCAAGGCCCACUGGUGUGCUCCAGCUGAGGCUUAUCCCUGGGUAAUAAAAAAUGGAACAAAUCAGCCCAUAAUCCCUCCUCAGCUAUUGUUCUUGGAGCAGACUGACCCCUCGCCAAAAAAAUAAAGAUUCUUCUGUUGAAUUCUGCCUUGUCAGAAUUUCAGAAUGCUUUCGUCUUGCUGUGAAAUGCAAUGCUGUGAAAUUUCCUUUCCAAGUGUUGGUUUAUGGCCUGAGUUUCUAUUCUCUUACCCCUUUCUUUCUGUCUCUAACCAGGUUUCCCUGAUUUUCCAGGGAGUCCUAAGCGAUGGAAGUGCUGCAGUGCGAUGGCUGUGAUUUCCGUGCAGAGUCGAACGAUGAGCUCAAGGCGCACAUACAAGACGUCCACACGGCCUUCCUGCAGCCCACAGAAGUGGGAGAAGGUGACGAGUCACCCAGACAGUCCAGGUCAAACUCGUUAAACUCCCUCAGCCAAACAGAGGACGAGGAAGACUUGAGCAAUCACAAUUACGACUCGUUAAAAAAAGAAACCGGCAUCCAAUCCAUUAACAAAGACCUUGGGCACUUCUCUGGUUCAAAGCAAGCGAAACGCAACCAGACAGCAAAACCUUCGAACAAAACGUCAACUCCAUUUUUCCAGUGCAAGUUCUGUGUGCGGUACUUCAGAUCCAGCUCUCUUCUCAGUGAACACACCAGGAAGGUCCAUGGAGAAGCAAGCGAUGAGAGAUCCCUCAAAACUUCCAAGAAGGCCAGCUGCAGCGCUACGACUUACGAUGGUGUAGGAACGGUCUUUUCCUGCCAGUAUUGCACUUAUAAAUCCCCACACAGAGCACGGAUUCUGAAACACCAGAAAAUGUAUCACAAAGAAGGUCUACCAGGCCACUCGGCUCCUCCUGUUGGAGCAGAGGUUUUGGAUUUGAACUCUGACGCCUCCUCUGUUGAAGAACAAUGUGAAGAGUCGCCAGGGGAUGUAGAACGUAAUGUGCUGGAAUCUAUGAUCACGCCCCAGUCAAGAGGAGGCUUUGACUGUGAGUGGUGUGGGUUUCAGACUUCGCAAAGGCAGCAGUUAGCCGAUCACAUGAUGAAGAAACACCGUAACAUGGUGAAGAUCAUGGUGUCCUUGCAACAGCCCAAAAUGCAGGACAGACGUGCAGGGUCCAGCAAGUCUGAUUCUGCUUCAUCCAGGAGAAGCACUCCAACCGCCACGGCCAUGACGAUCUUACACUGGGCUUAUCAGGACAGUGUGUUGGAGGCUGGUUAUCACUGUGAGUGGUGCAUAUAUUCUCACGCUGAACCAAGCGGGCUGCUCAUGCAUUACCAAAGACGCCAUCCUGAGCACAAUGUUGACUACACCUACAUGGCCAGCAAACUAUGGGCUGGUCCUGAUACUUCUACCAGCAGACAAGCUGGGAACUCUGAAACGAAGCAUUACCAAUGCAGAGAUUGUGCCUUUGAGGCAUGCUCCAUCUGGGAUAUUACUAACCAUUACCAAGCGGUGCACCCUUGGGCCAUCAAAGGUGACGAGUCUGUCCUGCUCGACAUUAUCAAGGGAAACCAAGCACCUGAUAAGCUGCUCCCACAACCGCCCAAAGGACACGUUUCCAUGUCCAGUCCAUUCAACAGCAACCAGCAGGAAGAGGCUGCAGUUGAAGUCAGCCGCCCAACACAUGAGCGACAGACUAAUCUCUCUCUGUCUGUCGCGUCGUCUAUCUCAAACAACUCUUACCAGUGCACCGUGUGCUUGUCUGAGUACAACAGUCUUCAUGGGCUUCUGACCCACUAUGGCAAAAAACACCCGGGCAUGAAAGUGAAAGCUGCUGACUUCGCUCAGGAGGCAGACAUCAACCCUAGCUCUGUUUACAAGUGCAGACAAUGUCCGUACGUGAACUCGCGCAUCCAUGGAGUUCUCACACACUACCAGAAACGACAUCCUUCCAUCAAAGUCACGGCUGAAGACUUUGCCAAUGAUGUCGAGCAGGUAAACGAGUUGGUUAACGAGGGGGAUGAGCGAUCUAAAACCCAGAGGCAGGGCUACGGUGCUUACCGCUGCAAGUUGUGCCCUUACACACAUGGCACUUUAGAGAAACUCAAGAUACACUAUGAGAAAUAUCAUAACCAGUCUGCCGCAGACAUGUUCAAAGCAACUGCCAUGCAGUCGCAGACCAGAAGAGACAAUUCGGUUGCUGAAUGCAGCAGCAGCAGUGUGACCGAAGUCUCAGAGGCCUGUGACUUUGACCUCAAGCUUCCCGAAGUCGCGAAGAGCGACAAGCAUGCAUUGUUUAAAUGUCAGCUGUGCAAAUACUUCUGCUCCACCCGGAAAGGUAUCGCUCGUCACUACCGUAUCAAGCAUAACAAUGUCAGAGCGCAGCCCGAAGGGAAGAACAAUGUCUUUAAAUGUGCCCUCUGUUCCUACACCAACCCCAUCCGCAAAGGCCUCGCAGCACACUACCAGAAACGGCAUGACAUUGAUGCCUACUACACGCAUUGCUUGGCAGCAUCCAAGACGGUGGGGGAGAAACCGAACAAGGUGAUGGUGCCCUUGGCAUCAGAGGCAGAGGCUCCAGCGAUGAGCGAAGAGCUAAGGCUUGCGGUGGACCGAAGGAAAUGUUCACUCUGCUCCUUCCAGGCUUUCAGCAGAAAGAGUAUUGUUUCUCAUUACAUAAAGCGCCACCCAGGAGUCUUUCCCAAGAAGCAGCCCUCCAGCAAACUGGGCCGUUACUUCACUGUGAUCUAUUCCAAGGAGGCCGAGAAACCUCCAUCUACGGAGGAGGUGGAAAUCGUUGAAGUUAAGGAUGAGGUGGAACCUGAAGGUGACGUGGACUGGCUCCCCUUUAAAUGCCUGAAAUGCUUCAAGCUUUCGUUCAGCGCGGCCGAGCUGCUCGUGGUGCAUUACAAUGACUGCCACGACAAGGAGCUCAAGCGGGAUUUCGUCACCAUUCCGAGCCCCGCAGAAGAUGGGAUGGAGCUCUACCAGUGCACCCACUGUGAAAUCAAAUUCUUGACUCUUCCAGAACUCUGCGUCCAUCUGAUAAACCACAAUGAGGAUUUCCAGAAAAGAGCCAUGAGGCUUGAACGAAGAAAACAGCUUCAAAGCAAGCAGAGGACGACAGAGCCGCCAGAAGCCAAACCGGAAAAUAAGGUGGAUGGCACCCCCGAUAAGACUCCCAUCGGCUACAGGUGCAACUUCUGCGUGGAGGUCCACUCCACCCUCCGGGCCAUCUGCAACCACCUGAGAAAGCAUGUGCAGUACGGGGAGGCCAAGGAGGGACACGUGAAGGUACGAGCGUCCAAUGUUACUUCAUGCUUCAUUAAGGGUGAACACACGUAUAAGUGCAUGUCGUGUCCGUUCUCCACCAUGACCAUCAUCCAGCUGAAGGAGCACUCGCUGCAGGAGCACGGAGAGACGCUCACGCUGCCCAAACUCAGAGCUGGAGCCGCGCUGCGCUCCACACGACCCACCGCUGAACACGACGAGCAGGACACGGCCCUCGACCCACAAUGCACCGGUAAGACCCAACACUGGGGUGAAAGGACUGUUAACGGCAGCAAGAACGACGGCAGUCCUGUGCCCUCGUCAGCGCUGCCUCUGAUUGGUCCAGCAGCUGUGAGUGACAGAGGGCUGGACCUAUCCAGUAACACUGUGGAUCAGUCUGACCAAUCCAAGUGUCCGAUUCAGACCGAGGAAGACAAAGAGACGCAGGAGACCAAAAACGAUCCUUAG